Messenger RNA from Babesia bigemina, 5862 nucleotides. RefSeq lists its product as hypothetical. The record is from RefSeq and is a predicted model, not a curated record. NCBI's taxonomy places the organism in Eukaryota, Apicomplexa, Aconoidasida, Piroplasmida, Babesiidae. Gene Ontology annotation, cellular component: nucleus. The coding region runs from base 1 to 5862 and encodes 1953 amino acids. Gene Ontology annotation, molecular function: protein binding; nucleic acid binding. The transcript has 2 exons.
AUGAGUUCUGCGGCUCGUCUCGCAUACGCCACGCUGGCCGAGGCCACGUCGGCGGACGCAGUGCUAUAUGGCAGCUUUCGUUAUCCGGGUACCGAUGACGUGGUCAUUGUGCAGGGCCGCCGCCUCGUGCUCUACACGCUGCUCGCCGCGGCCGAUGACGCCUUCCUGCCGCAGGAUCGUUACGAACCGCCAAGCCGUAUGUUGAGCUGCAAAGAAGACGCGAUUAAGAAGUUCGGUCGCCACUUUGUGUCGGAAUCAUUGCGUUUUGUCGCGGAGACGACAUUGCUGGACGCCCCUGUCGCUACUCGUGUUCUGCAUGAUUGCGUCCUUCACAGCUACCGUCGCGUGUCGCCGCCCGUUGAAGCGCAACCUCCAAGUGAUGCUGAGUUAGACAGUGCCUUGCCAUCAACCAGCCUAGAAGACGCGUCGGCGUCACCGGAUUGUGCCAAGUGUGAGUCGGACGCAGCCGACCCUGAGUCGGAGUCUUCAUCCCAAGCCGCUCCCAGAAAUGAUGGGCACAUUAAAGCACAUACACGCGACGAAUUCCACGCCACUAGCGCGUUACUGCUGACUUUUCAACACGGGCGUUUGCUGACUUGCGCCUUCAACGUGGUGCAGAACACCUUUGUCACCCUGUCCAUGCAUGCUCUCGACCGUCGCGUGGACCUGAAAGACGAGGUGUAUUACACAUCGCUACCCAUUCGCAAGAAGCUACGGACAGUAUCAGUGACCGAGUCGCACGUUUCCGUAUGCGAGGCAGACGGUUGGCGUCUUAUGUCCCGGCGCACUGUGUCGAAGCAGAGCUUCGCCGUUUAUGGCCGUCGUUUCUUGAUCGCCAUGUGCUUCAACGAACGAAUUGUGCAGCUAAUGCCCAUUGUUUUUGAGUUCGCGUGGAGCGUAUCUGCGACGUCACACUGCUACCAGCCGUUCGCCGAGCAUCAGGACUCCAUGUUGAGGCCGGGUGAUGCCGACCAGCACAGCGUCAGUCUAGUGCCGUGGAUACGGGCGGAGAACUUGGUCGGCUUUGAUGUGGAUACUAAGCUCGGUUUUUGCGACGAUCGGUACUUUGUGCGCGGUUUGGACUUGGUAUCUCACCACGGUCGCUGCAUUCUGGGAUUGCUAAUAGCGACCAAGCCGGAGAUCGUGGGUGCACACGUGAUAGAAGGUGACGAUUACGCCAUCGGCGGAAUGAGCUACGUGGGUAUAUCGGUGACUUGCAAAUCUGGUUUUUGCAGCGUGGUUCAGCGGUUAGACGGCCUACCUAUGCAUACGUUCGAGAUUAAGGGCGUGCCCGCUAGCGUUUACGGCACGUCCGGUUUUAUGUUCCGUUCUCUGGACUUUUUGAUGUGGGUGACCGCCAUGUCACCCACCUUCUGCUGGCAGUUUGUGUCGCCGGCGGGACUGCUCAACACGGGUUUUGAGGCCGAGUGCAGGGAUAGGCAAUUCUCACGAUUCCUAGACGCCAUGUAUCUGAAUGUAGACAUGAGCGAAUACCAUCUUGGCUUCGCUGGGAGUUCCUUCGUGUUGGUUCCUCGUCGAUGCGGUAAGGCGUACAUCGGUCGUCCUGUCUGUGGCUACGAAGGCGCCUUGUGUGAUAUAUUCUGGACCAAAUUGGGAGAAAUUGACACUGAGGUCUCAGCGACUGCUUUAGCUAGGCUCGGGGAAAGCAUGGAACUCCUGGCAAGUGGCAGCGGUGUAGAUCUUGCCCGCUACAGUUUGAAUUACCCCGCUACAUUUUUGGAGUUCGAACUGGAGAACGAAAGCUUCGAGAGAAGCUGUUACCCCUUCGAGGUGGACAUCGUCGAAAUUCCCACGAGAGUUGUGUUCACCAAAACACGCAUGCGCGAGGCAUUCGAUUCAGCCAUAGGGGAAGCAUCGCUCGAGUUGCAAGAUUCCGUGGCGAAUUGCGGUGCAGUGCGCGACCCCAAGAACGUCACCCUACCGGAAUUAUGGCAGAUUGGAUGCCUUCGGCUCCCCAAAGCGGGCAAGAGCGUUGAGGAAAUACCGAUUAAUGAGCGUGUGAUUCCGAAGUUUAAGCCACAGCGCCGACCCUACGCAGCAAACUGCCGGCAGAUCACAGAGAUUGGGACGGUUGACUACGUGUGGCCCAAGCAGCAGUCGCUUGUGGGACUGUGCGACGACAGCAAGCUAGUGGUGCUCAUGGAGAAAUACCCUCUGCACAGCGUCAUAUCCGUCCCGGUUCAGAGCGGAUCAACGCUAAUCCCGCUGGAAUAUACCAGACCACAAUGUCCACAGGAUGACGCUGCGCAGUCCGAACAUUCCCGUGACACCCGGCUACUGCUCACCUGGCAAAGCGGCACGUGUACGGUAGAUCUAAACGCAGAUAGAUUCGCCAUCCGGUCCAACGGCUCGCUGGAUCGCCGCCAAGUGAUGCACCACAAAUCUGCAUCUGAACCUGCGCAACUGCCGAUAUCGACGGAUGAACGCACACUGUGCUACGGCACGGUCCUUGGUAACAGGUUCGCUGUGCAGAUAACCCCUACAAAGGCGGUUUUCAUCGAUCUUUGCGGUUACACCCAAGUAUGUUCGAAGGCCUUGACCAAGUUUGAAGAGCCCGAAUCAAAUGUAUGGGCGGCUGAGGUGGCGGACAAUGUCGUGGCAUGCCUAUUCAGAAGCGGUAAUGCUGCGCUGUUGAGCGUGUCGGAAGAGUCCGGAGUGCCAACUUUGAGCGUCACAAGGAGGAUCUCCGGGGGUGUCGUGCAGCAUAUAAGCCUGUAUCGGCCGAGACGCGUGAACAGCACCUUCGGCGAGCUCUGUUUGUUGGUGUUCACCACGAUGGGAACGUUAUUCUGUUAUCGCAUGGACACUUUUGAGCGCAUCUUCGCUUUUAGGGGUAUUACUCAAGUGUUCCCGCGCCUGUUCUCCGACAGUUCCGAAGAGUUGGAAAUAACUGCAGUCACUGUAGAGGAAAUCGAAGAAUCGACACCCACAGUCACCAAGGCAGGACGGCGCCGUGUAGGUAAACGCACGCGGGCAACUUUGGCCGCCGACACACUUGACGAGGACACCUCCCCUGCGACCAGGCCAAAAACAAGAGCCAAGGUCACAGCUACCAGGUCUAAAUCAAGGAAAGUACGCCAAGAGCCAUUAGAGUCCACUGAAGUAUCUGCAUCGGAGCCGGAUCAGCCAUGCGCUACCGAUAUUUUUGAUGACAUCACCCAUCUGCCCUUCGCUGACAGCCUUAACUCCGCUAUUGAGCGCUGGAACAAGUCGCGGCAGUAUGAGGGAACGCUGGAAUAUGUGAUAUCUAUACGCAUGGUGGACAUAGCGCCCACAGAUUUGGGCCCCACCCUGUUGGUGCUCAUGACGGGGCGCCCUCUGCUCGUGUACAGAUCGUAUUUGGUGUCAGGCACUGACUACGUAUUCGAGCUGUUCCCCCACCGUUUUGUAAACCCCAUUCCAAGUGCUUACGUUGACAUGAAUAGCGCGUCUUCCCCCAACCAGCGACUCUUCAUGCAAUUAAAUCGUGAGCACAAUGUGGGCGGCUUCUGCAUCAGCGAUCCGCUUCUGGGACGCCGCAAAAUCGACGACCUCGACAAAUCGGACUUGAAUUACGUCACUGUUUCGUACCCUCAAAUCUCGGCGGAUGACGUGUUCUACUAUUCCGUGUGCGCCGAGAGUACCGAGUUAAGCUCCUCCGCCAAACCGCUAUCGAAAUCGCAACUAACAUCGAGCAGUGAGUUAAGUAGCGCAGUUGAAACGCUGACUAAGCGUUGGAAAAGCUUCCGGCCACCGUGUUUGCGUCUUACGUCGAUAUGUAAUCGGUUACGAAUUCACGAGUACGAGGUCGAGAAUGCGCUUGACAUGGAUACUGUUAUUGGUGAAGCCGAAUCGCGCGUAACGUCUCUGUACAGCAUUGUUACUGGAGAGGACGAAUAUUCUCGCUGUGUGGUGUUCCUCACCCAUCCUGGCACCCUCGUGUUGUGUGUCCCCGGCAUGCUGCAUCAGGAAACCAGCAUAAACGGCCACGUUGGGUUGCAGGAGCUAGUGGCAGGCUCCGAUGAGGCCGAGCACCUGACGUCGAAGCGCCCAUCGGCGACGACGUGGAACCCACUGCUGUGCAGGCUCGAAUUCGAAGACUCGCGUAGUGUACGCGCCAACCUUUUCUGCCGCCGUCUGCGGGAAAACGCCGGAGGCAUCGUGUUCAGCGGCGACCUGCUUUCGCACAUGUUACCUCUGGGUAGCCUGCGCGGCACUUUGACGGCUGUAUCUCAUAGGAAUUACUACCUUUCCAAUGGCAUGAUCAGGGCCAAUCGUAACGCCACCAUCGCGACACUACCACCCGUCGGCGAUAUUCACCCGGUCUAUUGCGGGAAGUUGGUGGCGAUAGUGGUGCGCACGGCAGUGGAUGCGAAGGAAGAGCUUACAGGGGUGCUAAACGAUCGCAUUAACCUGCAGUUGCGUCAACUGGAGUCGGAGACGUUGCCACCAGGCACGAAGCCCAUCGAGAUCAUCGAGCCGAACAAGCAGAUCUGCACCCUUCUUCAAACAAUGGACCUGCUGCCCGAAGACAUGACUCUUUCUCAGCCCGUGUGGCGCGACAUGGUUGUGGUGCUCCACAUGGGCGAUUUGCAGCACUGGUAUGCGGAGUACCGUGCAGAGCCCAUGGAAUCCAUUCUGUCUGUGUCCUUCGGCAUAAUCGGCAAUCGGGAGUACCUGUUGGUUGGCACGUGCACUAACCUGGGCGAGAAUGUUGAGUCCAAGGGUGACGUGAUUGUGAUCGACCUGCAGCCGCUUUACCAACGCCAGCCUUGUAAGGAUGAUGGUGCCGCCUCCGAAGGUAUAAAAGCCAUAAGGAGGUCGGGCAAUUGCGCCACUCUCACUCAGUACUGCAAGCGCAUUUUCCCGGGUGCAGUGUCGUUCCUGUCGUCGCUGAAUACGGACUUCGACCUGAUUUUCCGCCCGAACUUCAACUUCCUAGAAGACCUCGAGAACAUCGAAAAAUUCGACAAUGCCAUGAUUUACGGCAACGAGGACAGUAGCCGAUGGACGCUGUCCCACUUCAUGCCCAACUACGGCUUGUUUGUGCACUCCGUUGGUUCGCGGCUGUUCGUCCACGAGGUGUCCGGCAAGCAGUUCCUGCGUGGCGCCUUUGCCGAGGUGCCGCUGUGCGUCUCUACGGCCUGCGUGUUCGACAAGUGCAUCGUUGUUGGCGAUCUGAACCGCGGCCUCCACUUCUUCAUGUACCGUCACGACGCGGUGAACGACUCCCGAACGUUGUGCAAGAUUGCCGCCACCGUGCAAAAGGUUGACCUGACUGUGGUGGCUUGUGCGCCGCUUGUUAACAUGGACGCGCUGGGACUGAUGGCGAGCGAUUAUUACGCCAACCUGUUGCUGUUUAAAAGCCAGAGCGAGCGCAACGGCCGCGAGACCCUGGUGGUCACAGCAGCUCUACGCCUACCAACUCGCGUGACCCACUUCGUUCGUCGCGAGCCGGAUUUCCGGCACUGUACUGUGCCGUCUGCAGCAGUAAGUUGCCCGUGCAAGCACUCCAAUACUGUUCAGCUUGGUUUUUGCGCCGACGGCAGCGUGCUGCUGACCUUCAUGCCCGAGUCGGCAGUGUUCGAUUUCUUCAAGAACGUGCAAACCGCGAUGGAUGCCAGCGUGGUGCCGCCGCUGGGUGUUAACCGGUGCUCCACCCCGUUCUUCACAUCGCAGAUGUCUCAGACUCAGGCCGUGUGGCCUGGGGACGAGGCCUUGCUGCAUUUGGACGCUCUGAGGACUUUGCCCUUCCAGACCGAGUCAUAUCUGUCAAGCCUCUGCCGCAAGAUUUCGGAGAACAGCUCGCUGCCGUCGUACCAGCUGCUGCACGCGUUGUACGGCGGCCUGCUAUCGGUGUAA